GGAGACGAGGAUGGCGGCGCAGGCGCAGGCGCAGCAGAGCCCCGCCUCGGAGGUCGGCUCCCCGGCGGCCGCUGCGGCGGCGGCCGCCUCGUUCCCCGCCACGUCGCUCUACGUCGGGGAUCUCGACGUCAGCGUGCAGGACGCGCAGCUCUUCGACGUGUUCGCCCAGGUCGGCGGCGUCGUCUCCGUCCGCGUCUGCAGGGACGUCAACACGCGGAGGUCGCUCGGCUACGCCUACGUCAACUACAGCAGUCCCGCCGAUGCUGCACGAGCACUGGAAAUGCUCAACUUCACUCCUAUCAAUGGGAAACCUAUCAGGAUUAUGUAUUCUAACCGUGACCCCAGCUUGCGCAAGAGUGGCGCAGCAAAUAUUUUUAUUAAGAACCUUGAUAAGUCGAUAGACAACAAAGCUUUGCAAGAUACUUUCUGUGUGUUUGGCAACAUUCUUUCCUGUAAAGUUGCAACUGAUGCUUCUGGAGAAUCAAAGGGCUAUGGCUUUGUUCAGUUUGACCGGGAUGAGGCAGCUCAAGCUGCUAUUGAUAAACUCAAUGGCAUGCUUAUGAAUGACAAAAAGGUGUAUGUUGGGCCUUUCAUUCGUAAGCAAGAGAGGGACAAUUCUUUAGGCCAUGUCAAGUUCAAUAAUGUCUAUGUAAAGAACCUGUCUGAGACGACCACUGAAGAUGACUUGAAGGAAAUCUUUGGAAAAUUUGGAACCAUCACUAGUGCUGUUGUAAUGAGGGAGGGAGAUGGAAGAUCUAAGUGUUUUGGAUUUGUUAACUUUGAAAGUCCAGAUGCUGCUGCUCAAGCUGUUGAAGAGCUGAAUGGCAAGAAGUUUGAUGAUAAAGAAUGGUAUGUUGGAAGAGCACAAAAGAAAUCCGAAAGGGAGAUGGAGCUGAAAGAGAAAUUUGAGAAGAACCUUCAAGAAGCAGCAGAUAAGUAUCAAAACACUAACCUGUACCUGAAGAAUUUGGAUGAUAGUAUUGAUGAUGAUAAGUUGAGGGAACUUUUUGCUGAGUUUGGCACCAUCACUUCCUGCAAGGUUAUGCGGGAUUCAAAUGGUGUCAGCAGAGGUUCUGGAUUUGUUGCUUUUAAAUCUGCUGAAGAUGCUUCCCGAGCGCUUGCGGAAAUGAACAGCAAGAUGAUUGGCAGCAAGCCGCUCUAUGUUGCGCUUGCGCAGCGCAAGGAAGACAGGAAAGCAAGGCUGCAGGCACAAUUUUCACAACUGAGGCCUGUCCCACUUGCUCCUUCAGUUGGUCCUCGCAUGCCCAUGUUUCCACCUGGUGUUCCUGGAGUUGGUCAGCAACUGUUUUAUGGUCAGCCCCCUCCAGCGUUUAUCAACCCACAGCCUGGUUUCGGCUUCCAGCAGCCUCUUAUGCCUGGGAUGAGGCCUGGUGGAGGUCCAAUGCCAAACUUUAUAAUGCCAAUGGUUCAGCAAGGACAGCAGCCGCAGCGCCCGGCUGGCAGGCGUGCUGGUGCUGGUGGAAUGCAGCAACCCAUGCCAAUGGGUCAGCAACAGAUGAUUGCUAGGGGUGGCCGUGGCUACCGCUAUCCAACAGGACGUGGCAUGCCUGAUCCUGCAAUGCAUGGUGUUGGGGGUGGUGUGAUGCCAUCUCCAUAUGAGAUGGGUGGCAUGCCCAUGAGAGAUGCUGCUGCGUCACAACCUAUUCCUAUUGGAGCAUUGGCUACUGCCUUGGCUAACGCAGCCCCGGAUCAGCAAAGAAUGAUGCUUGGUGAGAACUUGUAUCCUCUUGUCGAUCAGCUGGAGCACGAGCAGGCUGCAAAGGUGACUGGCAUGCUGCUGGAGAUGGACCAGACUGAGGUGCUGCACCUGCUGGAGUCUCCAGAAGCUCUCAAGGCGAAGGUUGCUGAAGCAAUGGAGGUCCUACGCACGGCGCAGCAGAUCCAGACAAACGCCACACCUGAACAGCAGCUGGCUUCCCUGACGCUGAAUGACGGUGUCGUUUCGUCUUAAGCAGCAUCAUAACGGCGACAAUUUUUGAUCAAAAUAUCUCAUAUCUAUCUAGAUUUAAAACGACUUGGCUACUUGAUCUAUUGGAGUUUUAGUGGUUAUUGGUAGUUGAACUAGGCCAUGCGUGGUUUGAGUAUUUUGUUUGCUUGGAUCGGUUAUUUUGCUUGAAAGUUUAUUAUGUGGAUCAACUUUAAAUGUU
Molecule: messenger RNA, 2168 nt
Organism: Oryza brachyantha (malo sina)
Lineage: Eukaryota; Viridiplantae; Streptophyta; Magnoliopsida; Poales; Poaceae
Product: polyadenylate-binding protein 8-like
Exons: 9
Coding region: 11-1972 (653 amino acids)
Cellular component (GO): nucleus; cytosol; ribonucleoprotein complex
Molecular function (GO): poly(U) RNA binding; mRNA 3'-UTR binding; poly(A) binding
Source: RefSeq, a predicted model, not a curated record